AAAAGAACAACAAACCACAGUCAUAACCACGCCAUUUUGCUUUUGUCAGUGUCACAUUCAUUCAAUACGCAGUUGAAAAUUUUCAGUGUUUUGAAUUCAGUUUUUUAGUGGUUGCUUGAGUUUGAUUUGUACAAAAGCGUUUCCAGAUAAUGGCUUCAAACAAGAAGGUUUUACUCAAAGUUAUCAUCCUGGGGGAUUCCAGUGUUGGUAAAACAUCUCUUAUGAACCAGUACGUGAAUCGAAAGUUUUCCAACCAGUACAAAGCCACUAUUGGAGCUGAUUUCUUGACAAAAGAGGUCACAAUUGAUGAUAGGACAGUUACAAUGCAAAUAUGGGACACGGCAGGACAAGAGAGGUUCCAGUCACUGGGGGUUGCUUUUUAUAGAGGCGCUGACUGUUGUGUUUUAGUUUUCGAUGUAACAGCACCAAACACGUUCAAGUCACUCGACAGUUGGCGAGACGAGUUUCUGAUUCAGGCCGCGCCCAGAGAACCAGACAAUUUCCCAUUCGUUCUCCUAGGCAACAAAGUGGACUUGGAACCGAGAGCUAUCAGUGCAAAAAGAGCCCAACAAUGGUGCCAGGCCAAAAAUAACAUGCCUUAUUUCGAGACUUCUGCCAAAGAGGGUCUCAAUGUCGAACAAGCCUUCCUAGCCAUCGCCAAAAACGCACUGGCGCAACAAAACCAAAGCGUCGACCUCUACAACGAAUUUCCUGAUCAGAUCAAGUUGACUAACACGCAAAAAUCAAACGGCGGCGGAGACUCUUGUGCAUGCUAGGAGGGAUUUUCAAUAAAAAGGUUAGAUACUGUCUGUCUACUCAAUCUGAUUGGUCCAAAUCUGAUCGGUUGGUUAACAUUGUAAUUAUAAAUUAGAAAGUUGUGAUAAGGAUAUUAUUAUUUCUCUUGAUUGCGCAGAUCUUUUCUUUAAUAUUGCUUAUUUUGGACAGUAAUAGUCUGUUAAAACUGAUGUUAGAAAAAUUUUAUUUUUAUUUAAUCUAAAAAUGUGAUAAAUAUAAGAUUUUUUUUUUUGUUUCGCAUAGAGUGUUUGUAAAUUAGGGGUAUUAGGGUCGCUUUAGAAAAAAACUAUAAAUUAUUACAAGGGUGUGAGAAAAAAGCCCCCUUGCCAAUUCUAAUUUUUCACACCUAUAAAUAACUGAUUCACUAUUAUAGUUUUACGUUUGUUACGCGAUAAUAUAAUUUAUUUUCUUUUAACUAAGCUUAACAUGAUUUGUUUGUUUAGCUAGAAAAUUUGGGGACUCUACUGGGUACAGCAUUAUUUAAAUAAUAGAUAUGUAACUAUUUUUUUUAUGUAAGAUUUUAAUAGAUGUUGCAAUGUGUUAUUAUUCAAAGGUGACUGUAUUUUGUGUAAAGGACAAAAAAUAAGGUAAGUAAUGGCUAUAUUUGUUAGAGAAUCUAGUUUAACAGCAAAAAUCUUAUGAGGCAUUCAUAGAAUCAGUGAACCCAGUUUUGAUACUUUUAUGAGAUAGAAAAACACUCCUAUUUUCUCUUACAAAGAUGGACUACUUGCAUACAAAUAUAUUAAUUUUUUUACACAAUAUAACGUUAUUGCUUUGGCUAGUAAUGUAUUUUCCAUUUCAGUUCAGUAACUAAUAAUAGUUGAAAUUAUUAUUUAUUUUUGAAUUAACACGCAUAUGGGAAAUUUUAGUUGUUGGUUGUCAACAACCUUUUUCAAUCAAUUCAGUUUUGGGCUCAUCAUGGAAUAGAGGUUUCUCGAAAUUAAAUUUCCCAUCCAACAUGUAUAUAGGUAUAGCUUUACUAUGGAUUAUAUUUAACAUAUUAUAAUUAUUAUAAGUCCUUAAUUAUAUUCAAAAAUUUGUAUAAUACCAAAUAAAACAAACUGAAAUAUAA
Messenger RNA from Ceutorhynchus assimilis (cabbage seed weevil), 1867 nucleotides. Lineage: Eukaryota; Metazoa; Arthropoda; Insecta; Coleoptera; Curculionidae. The record is from the annotation of a GenBank genome assembly.